UUCAGGGUUUAGCCUGUUCUAAAUAUAAGAGUGAAAAAUUUUAAAAUUUUACGCCUAUCUGUAUACAAAUCAAUUUUAACGAAGGUAGCCAAAAUUUAAAGUAGACUCAAGCUUUACAUCGUUUGGAUCGCUUUACCUGAAGGUGAAUGAAAAUCUAGUGGAAUUUCGAUGAUAACGACAAUCGGUGGAGCUUUCGUUGUGAUUAGUCAACGUGGUCAUCUCCAUUUUGGGCGCGAAUCAAUGAUGCAGCAGCUUGUUUAAACCGUUGAGAGAAGAGGCUGUGAACGAGAGAGAAGAAAGAUAGACAGGAAGAGAGAGAGAAUGAGAGAGUCAUAAUGAUUGAGAUUGCGCGUUUACGGGAGGGAGAGAAAGAGAGAGGGGGGGGGUAGGGGGGAGAGAGAGCGAAAAGAUAACGCCAUCUCUCCCAUUUGGUUUGAUAACGCCUAUCGGAACUUGUGCAUUUAGACCUCAAUUAGUUUUCUACAAUGACAAACCUUGUACCUUGUGACUAAUGAAAUCGCUACUGCCAUUGGGAUAUAUGUAUGCACUGUGCUCUCUAUAGAGAUAAGAGCGCCGAGUGGAGGCCCAGGGGGUUGUUUCUGGGAUUUUCAGUUGGCGCGCGACCACCGUGCAGUAAGCACGCUUUUCCUUCUAUAGGAUAUAUAAACGCGUUUAAUAUUUUUGUUCUAUAAUUUAUAAAGAAAAGUCCAGUGGCCAUUUUUAUUAUUCAUUAUUAAUUUUGACUUUGAUCAUUUUCACCAGCGAAUUCUUGCGAGGUCUACUUGACACAGUGAAACGUAAAGAUAUCGAGGUGAAAUUUCACGUAAAUAAUUUAUUAUGAUAAGAAUUAUUGACGAAUGUAAUUAUUGUGGAUAACGUUAUUUGGAGAUAUUGAAAAGCACUUUUACGCAUAUUAUAUAAUUGUAGUGUUACUCUUUAAUUGUAUUGCCAAUGAUAAAUCAACAAUUGGACUGGACAUAGAAGUUACCAUGCUAGAGAGGAAACAGCUAUUUGUCGUCUGCAUUUGUUCAAUACAGUUAUAAAACUGUCGCGUGACGAGCAACCAGCUAAUACUGGUAGUACCUUUGCAGCAGUGUAUUCAAUUGUGGCAUUAGGUGAUAUAAAUAACAUAGAUCGAGUAUUCAUGACGAAUGAUCCGCAUAAUGCAAAAUUGAGUUUCGAACUGAAUUAUUAUCGGCUGAAGUGAGAAAGUUUUAUAUGCCGUCGUGGUCGCGUGACCUGACAAUUCGUUUGAAAUAUUGAUACAGUCCUACCGUAGAUAACUCUAUCCUACGGUGAAACUGGCAAAAGGACAAAGGUGAGAUAUCAUGUGAUAAAUAAAAAUCGAAAAGAUUUUGGUGAAGAUGAUCGAUUGAAAUACUAAAAAAAAUCUCACAAGAGACAUCAAAAGGACCUCGUCCAGAAGCGGUGAAGCCUUAUCACUUGCUGCAUCGCCCAACCACAGACCCAACUCGUCCACUCUUCACUGCAAGUAAACUACCAGCGCCAAGCAAUAUGGUUUACAAUUCGCAAACAGUUGGCGAGAAACGAGAGAAGCCUUCGCACGGCGUUAAACGACUUUCCGGCAACGACGUACAAAGAAUACCGUGAAGGUUAGAGAAACGCUCAAGCAUUUCCAAACAAUUUGACGUCCCCUGCCGACGUGCCCGUCUACAGAAUCCGAAGCUCGCAAAACCCUCACGAACUUUACCGACGUCGAAAAUAUUACACGAGCUCAGCGUGAAAUCGCCCGUGCAUAAAUAUACGUAUGUAUACGAGUGAGAUAUGAGAAUCAAGGAACACACGCCUCUUACUUUCCGAGCUUUUCCGAGUAAAAGCGCUUUGGGCUGCAGCAAUGUAAAAUUAAACAAAGCGAAAUACAUCCAAAAAGACACUGACUGGCUGUACGUGUGAAAUUAACGCUUGGCUGUAACGAUUAAACGUAACGGGAAGAGAGAUAAAUUUGACUAAGGAUGGAAGGAGAGAUCGAGAGCCAGUUACAGAUGGGAAUAGGAGAUUGAGACGCUUUAGCGUCACGUGAACGACAGUGCACGGGAGGACGUUAAGAAGCUCAGUGGUUCCAUUCAGGAUCACACAUGGCCAGGAUUCAACGGGGCCGAAUCGAAGAUGAGUACGAUGCAGAACGAGACCGCGGAUUACAGUAACUAUAGAUGUAACAGUUCGGAACCGACUGUCGAACAAAAUCCACAGCUGGAUUACCUGCCCGAGUGGACGGAUCUUGUACUCGCCGCUUUGUUCUCCGUGCUUAUUGUCAUCACUAUUGUUGGCAACACCCUGGUGAUUGCUGCAGUAAUUACUACGAGGAGGCUGCGCUCCGUCACUAAUUGUUUCGUGUCCAGUCUGGCCGCCGCCGAUUUAUUGGUUGGUUUAGCAGUAAUGCCACCGGCCGUACUACUGCAGCUGAAUGGAGGUACCUGGGAACUAGGUGAGAUCCUCUGCGACUCCUGGGUAUCCCUUGACAUCCUCUUGUGCACGGCCAGCAUCCUGUCUCUGUGCGCCAUCUCCAUAGACAGGUACUUAGCCGUAACCCAACCGCUGGUGUACAGUAGACGUCGCAGGAGCAAGAGGUUAGCCGGCGUCAUGAUUAUCGUCGUCUGGAUACUUGCCGGCGCCAUCACGAGUCCGCCUUUACUUGGGUGUUUUCCACGCGCAGUGAAUAGAGACAGAAGGAAAUGUUCUUACAAUAUGGACUCUUCCUAUGUGAUAUUUUCCGCUAUGGGCUCCUUUUUCCUUCCCAUGCUAGUCAUGCUCUACGUUUACGCAAGGAUCUCGUGCGUCAUCGCUCGAAGACAUAGAAGCCUUGAGACUGGGGGAACGAGGAAUCUUCAGCGACGACUGACUGUCUUGGGGGAUCGUACCAAGAGUAUCAGAAUGAAACGCUCAGAGAACACUUCUGUACCGGAAAGGGGUAGCACAUCUUGCGAUCGACCAUCAGACGAACCGGAAAUCUCGACUACGUGCAAGAAGCUUGGAUUACGCACACAACAACAGAGUUGCAUUAACAGGGUAGCACGUGAGACUAAAACUGCCGGGACUCUAGCUGUUGUUGUUGGUGGUUUCGUAGCAUGUUGGUUGCCAUUUUUUAUAUUAUACCUAGCAACCCCAUUCGUGCCGAUGGCACCACCGGAUGCACUGAUGCCCGCACUGACCUGGCUGGGUUGGAUCAAUUCGGCGAUAAAUCCGUUCAUCUACGCCUUCUACUCGGCGGACUUUAGACUGGCGUUCUGGCGACUUACCUUCCGGAAGUGCUGCAAGAGCAGAAUGACGAUAAAUCAGCCACCGAAACUGCCAACGCAUGCGAGUUGGAAGAAGGACCCGUCGAGAACGUGAAGACACGCACUGGCCGAAUACAGAGUCAAUAUCCAUUUGAAUUUCGAAUAACUGUGAUUCAUCCAUUUUCGUUUAUUGCUUGAAAAUAAGUAUUCCCCUUAGAUAUUAAAGAGAAUCAUGUAUCAAAGUAGCGUGUAACCAGCCAUCUACUGUGGCCACAUUUAUUCAAGUUACGGCUGGGUCGUGAUAUUAGCUUCGUACUCAGGGGACUCUUUUGUAACGUCAGCCAUAAGGAAAUGGCCUCUUGAAAUGGAACUGAUCUCACGACCUCAGCGAAGGGACAUUCCGGUAUGGAAAAGAUGGAUUUCACGGCCCGUCCUACCGGGUGACUUAAUUCUACUCCAUGAACUGGAAAGCUUUGUACCUCGAGGAAUACCCAUAUUUAUUAUUUCACGUCGAAAUAUCUUUUGGCUUUAUGUGCAUCCAUUACGUUGUAUUUGCUUACCUAAUAACUUUGCGACUAAUAGCCGAAUCAUACUUUGAAUUCAUGACGUAGAUUAUCAUUAGGACAUUUGGAUAUGUGAAGAGGACGUUGUAAUCAAGUGCAAUAAAUUCUUAUUAAACGUUC
This is a messenger RNA of Cephus cinctus (wheat stem sawfly), 3919 nucleotides long. Its product is annotated as tyramine receptor 1. Bases 2128 to 3351 code for a protein of 407 amino acids. Gene Ontology annotation, molecular function: G protein-coupled receptor activity. The record is from RefSeq and is a predicted model, not a curated record. Gene Ontology annotation, cellular component: membrane. Lineage: Eukaryota; Metazoa; Arthropoda; Insecta; Hymenoptera; Cephidae. The transcript has 9 exons. Gene Ontology annotation, biological process: adenylate cyclase-activating adrenergic receptor signaling pathway.